AUGAAAUUUGGCAUUCUGCAGAUAGUGAUUAUAUAUCUAACCAUAUUCUCAACUUCAGCUCAGAACCUUCUCAAGGGUCCUGAAAAAUUUUGGCCUAAGUCGUUUGGCUGGAAGGCGAUUACACAGUCUCCCACAGGAGUUGAUGCAGAUGGCGUAUUUAGAGUAGAUGGAAAUCUAAAUAUUUUCUCUUACACAGUAGGAUACCUCGAUACUGCUUUUCACAAGUAUACUAACGUAACAUAUUCAUGGGAUUUUGUAUCAGAAGAGUCAUAUAUCCAUACUACAGGAGAUGAUUAUUGAAUGAUGGACCAGUUCAAUUCUCUUCUGAAGCAAGAUGAAGGGCUUCAACAAUUUGUGAACCGUAUUUGGCAAAACCAUGCAGUAGUAAUAAAUCAAACAACCGUUGAUGGGGUGGAGUAUUCCACAGUUAAUCUAAAGUAUGAUGAAGAAAAUAAUCUGUACUUUAAAUUCAAAGAAACAGAGUUGUUAGAAGUCUCCGGCCAAUUCUUAGGUGAUGAAAUCGAGCAGAAAGUCACUGAGGAUAUCAAGGAAGAAGAGUUUGAAUUACGGAACCACAUACCAGCUUCAUGUAAGAAUAUUAGUUUCAAUUGGGCUCAAUUUCAAUAAAAA
Messenger RNA from Moneuplotes crassus, 630 nucleotides. NCBI's taxonomy places the organism in Eukaryota, Ciliophora, Spirotrichea, Euplotida, Euplotidae. The record is from the annotation of a GenBank genome assembly.